Messenger RNA from Fundulus heteroclitus (mummichog), 1989 nucleotides. Its product is annotated as tripartite motif-containing protein 16. NCBI's taxonomy places the organism in Eukaryota, Metazoa, Chordata, Actinopteri, Cyprinodontiformes, Fundulidae. Gene Ontology annotation, molecular function: protein binding; zinc ion binding. The record is from RefSeq and is a predicted model, not a curated record. Bases 1 to 1680 code for a protein of 559 amino acids. The transcript has a single exon.
AUGGCACAGAGAGGAGCUCAGUUAGACAGCGAAUCCAUCUCCUGUUCCAUCUGUUUGGAUCUCCUGAAGGAUCCGGUGACUAUUCCCUGUGGACACAGCUACUGUAUGGACUGCAUCAAAGAGUACUGGGAUAGAGAGGAUCAGAGGAGAAGCCACGGCUGCCCUCAGUGCAGGAAAGAGUUCAUACCGAGGCCUGUCCUGGAGAAAAACAUCACAUUAACUGAUUUAGUGGAGGAUCUGAAGAAGACUGGACUCCAAGCUGAUACAUCUGAUCACUUCUACGCUGGACCUGAAGACGUGGCCUGUGAUGUCUGCACUGGGAGGAAGAUGAAAGCUGCCAUGUCCUGUCUGGUCUGUUUAGUGACUUACUGUGAGAAACAUCUUCAGCCUCACUAUCAAUCCCCUGCUUUUAAAAAUCACAAGCUGGUGAACCCGUCCAAAAAGCUCCACCAGAACAUCUGCUCUCGUCAUGAUGAGGUGAUGAAGAUCUUCUGUCGUACUGAUCAGCAGUGUAUCUGUUAUCUCUGCACUAUGGAUGAACAUAAAGGCCAUGAAACAGUCCCAGCUGCAGCAGAAAGGACUGAGAAGCAGAAGGAGGUCCAGGUGAGUCGACAACAAAUCCAGCAGAGAAUCCAGGACCAAGAGAAAGAUGUGAAGCUGCUUCAACAGGAGGUGGAGGCCAUCAAUAUCUCUGCUGAUAAAGCAGUGGAGGACAGUGAGAAGAUCUUCACUGAGAUGAUCCGUCUGAUCCAGAAAAGAAGCUCUGAUGUGAAGCAGCAGAUCAGAUCCCAGCAGGAAACUGAAGUGAGUCGAGUCAAAGAGCUUCAGGAGAAGCUGGAGCAGGAGAUCACUGAGCUGAAGAGGAAAGAUGCUGAGCUGAAGCAGCUCUCAGACACAGAGGAUCACAGCCAGUUUCUCCUCAACUACCCCUCACUGUCAGCACUCAGUGAGUCUACACACUCAUCCAGCAUCAAUAUUCGUCCUCUGAGAUACUUUGAGGAUGUGACAGCAGCUGUGUCAGAGCUCAGAGAGAAACUAGAGGACAUCCUGAGAGAGACAUGGACAAACAUCUCUCUGAAAGUCACCGAAGUGGAUGUUUUACUGCCACAACCAGAACCUGAGACCAGAGCUGGAUUUCUAAAAUAUUCGCAAGAAAUAUCUCUGGAUCCAAACUCAGCAAACAAGAAGCUGUUAUUAUCCGAGGGGAACAAGAAAGCAACAUUAAUGAAACAACAACAGUCUUACCCUGAUCAUCCAGACAGAUUCACUGACUGGCUUCAGGUCCUGAGCAGAGAGAGUCUGACUGAACGUUGUUACUGGGAGGUGGAGUGGAAAGAGAGAGGAAUCGAUGUAGCAGUUUCAUACAAGAAUAUCAGCAGAGCAGAAGGAUUAGAUGAAUGCUUAUUUGGAGCCAAUGACAAAUCUUGGUCAUUAUAUUGUGACACAGACAAUUAUAAAUUUUGCCACAACAACAUACAAACUCCAGUAUCAGGUCCAGUUUCCUCCAGAGUAGGAGUGUACCUGGACCACAGAGCAGGUAUUCUGUCUUUCUACAGCGUCUCUGAAACCAUGACUCUCCUCCACAGAGUCCAGACCACAUUCACUCAGCCUCUACAUGCCGGGGUCGGGCUUCAUUAUGUUUAUCUAGGAUCCUCUGCUGAGUUUGUUAAACUGAAAUAGUCAGAACUGAUCCGACGUCCGGUUGGUUAAAAUCUUUAUUAUAGUUUCAGUUUCUUUAGUCUCCACUGUUGUUGCUGAGAACUCAUUGCUGUCAUUUCUUACCUGCUCAGAGAUCAGCUGUCUUUAUGGAGCUACUUUAUCCCCUUGUUUUGUUGAUGUUGGAGUUUGUUUGGGUGCUGCUCCCACCUGUUUCUGUUCAGCUAUGAAGUCUUUAACUGCUCAGGAGGAUUUUUAAUUCACCUAAAAUAAUUCCAUUUACAUUUACAACUUUGUCAGACCAGAUGUUACUGUUUUUCAAGUCAAUGUACA